GGCGCGUCACGGCGGGGCCGGCGGCGGCCUGGGACCCGGGCUCAGGCUCGGCGGGGCCGGCGGAGGGCGCGGGCGGCCAGCCGGGCGGCGGGCGCCGCCAUGAACGCGGCGGUGGUGAGGCGGACGCAGGAGGCGCUGGGGAAGGUGAUCCGGAGGCCGCCGCUGACGGAGAAGCUGCUGAGCAAGCCCCCGUUCCGCUACCUGCACGACAUCAUCACGGAGGUGAUUAGAUUGACCGGUUUCAUGAAGGGUCUCUACACAGAUGCUGAGAUGAAGUCUGAUAACGUGAAGGAUAAAGAUGCAAAAAUUAGCUUCCUACAGAAGGCCAUAGACGUGGUUGUAAUGGUUUCAGGAGAGCCAUUAUCAGCAAAACCAGCUCGAAUUGUGGCCGGGCAUGAGCCUGAAAGAACAAAUGAGCUACUCCAGAUAAUUGGAAAAUGCUGUCUCAACAAGCUCUCCAGUGAUGAUGCCGUGAAGAGAGUCUUAGCUGGAGAGAAGGGAGACGUGAGAGGAAGGGCCUCGCUGACUUCACAGUCUCAAGAAUUGGAUAAUAAAAAUGCGAGAGAGGAAGAGUCCAGAACUCACAAAGAUAAAGAGGAUAGAAGAAACUCAGAAAUAAAAGAGAGAAGUACAAGCAGAGAUCGAAAACAGAAAGAAGAAUUGAAAGAAGAAAGCAAACCAAGAGAAAAGGAAAGGGACAAGGAGAAGGCCAAGGAGAAUGACAGAGAUAGACAUAAAGACCCUGAGAGAGAGAAAUACAGAGAAGGAGAGAGAGAAAAAACCAAGGCUAGGGCCAAGCAAGAGCGAGACAAAGACAGAGGCAAAGAUUUAGAACGUGAGAAGGAAAGAGAGAGAAAGAGUGAGGGAGGGAAAGAAAAAGAGAGAUUACGAGACAGGGACCGAGAUCGUGACCGAGACAAGGGGAGGGACAGGGAUAGACGGAGAGUGAGAAAUGGGGAGCACUCCCGGGACCCCGACAGGGAGAAGAGCAGAGAGCACGACAGAGUGGAGAGGAAGUCAGCAAGCUCAGGGGAGAUGUCUAAAAAGUUGUCAGAUGGAUCUUUUAAAGACUCCAAAGCUGAAAUAGAGACUGAGAUUUCCUCUAGAUCAUCCAGGUUGUUGACAACAAAAACUUCAAAACGGCGAUCCAGAAAUUCAGUGGAAGGAAGGAAGGAGGAUAAUAUUUCAGCUAAAAUUUUAGACCCCAUAGUGUCUGGAUUAAAUAAUGAACCAGAUCAGGAAACUACAACUUCAGAAAUAGGAACAAAAGAAGCUAAUACUAACUCAACUAGUAUUUCAGAUGAUAAUUCAACUAGUCUGUGGCGUGAGAAUAUUGAGGCAGACCCAGCAGUGAAGCAGAAAGGCGACUCCCCCAGUGAUGCAGAAGGAGAAGUUGUACCUCCUGGCCAAGAGAAGUCUGAGGUGUCAGAGAAUCCAGAAAUCCCCAGUGAGCUUUUGUCGGGUGUCAGAAGAAUACCUCGGCCUGGGAGUGCCAGACCAGCGCCUCCCCGGGUCAAACAACAAGAGAGCGUGGAAGCGUUGCUGAUAGACAGGACAGGGAGUGGUAAAACCGUGUCAAAUGUGAUGAUUAUAGAUUCACAGAAUUCUGACCAUGAAGAGGAUGAUCAGUUUGUGGUGGAAACGGCCCCUCAGAUCUCUGACAUGUCAGAAAUUGAAAUGGUACCAGCAGUGGAAUUAGAAGAAGAGGAGAAGCAUGGUGGACUUGUGAAAAAAAUUUUGGAGACUAAGAAAGAUUAUGAGAAAUUGCAGCAGUCACCCAAGCCUGGAGAGAAGGAGAGAUCACUCGUCUUUGAGUCAGCAUGGAAGAAGGAGAAGGACAUUGUUUCCAAGGAGAUAGAGAAGCUCCGCGUGUCCAUCCAGACCCUGUGCAAGAGCGCACUUCCCCUGGGGAAGAUCAUGGACUACAUCCAGGAGGACGUGGAUGCCAUGCAGAAUGAGCUGCAGCUGUGGCACAGCGAGAACAAGCAGCACGCCGAGGCCCUGCAGAAGGAGCAGAGCAUCACAGACUGUGCCGUGGAGCCCCUGAAGGCUGAGCUGGCUGAGCUGGAGCAGCUGAUCAAAGACCAGCAAGACAAGAUCUGCGCUGUGAAGGCCAAUAUCCUAAAGAAUGAAGAAAAAAUCCAGAAAAUGGUGUAUAGUAUCAAUUUGACUUCAAGAAGGUGAACACUCAGAAGUUUCAGAGAUGAAAAGUCACCACCAUCAGUUUAAAAAGGAAGAUAGAAAAUCGUCACUCUUUAAGUUCCAGUUUGCUAAGAAAAUGAACAGUUUACAAUGUUAAUAUCUAGCUAAUUUUCAGAGCUUUCAAACUUUGAGCAUAUUAAGUGUAUAAAAAGACCAUGUUUUCUUACCUCCUUCCAGCUGGAAUAUUUGCUAGUUAUAAAUAGCUCUUCC
This is a messenger RNA of Lemur catta (Ring-tailed lemur), 2412 nucleotides long. It is a transcript of the gene IFT54, whose product is annotated as TRAF3 interacting protein 1. Gene Ontology annotation, molecular function: microtubule binding. Gene Ontology annotation, biological process: intraciliary transport; cilium assembly; regulation of microtubule cytoskeleton organization. Bases 100 to 2184 code for a protein of 694 amino acids. Gene Ontology annotation, cellular component: intraciliary transport particle B; centrosome; ciliary basal body. The record is from RefSeq and is a predicted model, not a curated record. NCBI's taxonomy places the organism in Eukaryota, Metazoa, Chordata, Mammalia, Primates, Lemuridae. The transcript has 17 exons.